CACAGAUUUAGUAUUUUAAAGUGGCGUAAUAUUUUAAUGUUUAUGCCACCCAUUCAUAAGAACACAUGAGGGAGACACUGGUGUGCUUCAGUAGCCAAAUCGCACCAUACAAAAUCAUCCAAUGUCUUGCUGCAUCUUCUGUGACCAUUAUGUGAGUCAGUAAUGUCAGCCUGCUCUUCUGGGGUAGAUGGUAUUUUUAUUAGUUAUUUAAUUAUUUUCUUUGACAUCCUUCCAAACAGACGUCACUAAUGACUUUACUUCAUCAUGACGUCCAACCUGAAUCUGCUUUCCCAGCAGAAAGUGGAUUCUGAGCAUGAGGCAGAGGUGUCAUCCUCUCCAUCAGACUCGGUGAUGAGUGAGUCUCCGCAGCGCUUUCAGGUCAUCUCGACUGAGCCCUCUACACCACAGCGAAUUCAGAUUGUAACCGACCAGCAGACCGGUCAGAAGAUCCAGAUAGUGACAGCAAUGAACCCAUCCAGUGCCCCCAAGCAACAGUUCAUUCUGACUACAGCUGACAGCUCAGGGGCAGGAAAGGUCAUCCUGGCCUCACCAGACAGUCACAACGCCAAACAGCUCAUCUUCACUGCUGCAGACAGCCUCAUGCCAGGAAGAAUACAGAUUGUUACAGAUCCAGUGUCAAUGGAACGGUUGUUAGGACAGUCAGGAGAUUUGAGCCGACCACAGCCGGUGGAGUACUGUGUGGUGUGCGGAGACAAGGCUUCAGGACGUCACUAUGGAGCCGUCAGUUGCGAAGGAUGUAAGGGCUUUUUUAAGCGGAGUGUGAGGAAGAAUCUGACUUACAGCUGCCGCAGUAAGCAGGACUGCGUCAUCAACAAACACCACCGCAAUCGCUGCCAAUUCUGUCGGUUGAGAAAAUGCCUUAAGAUGGGGAUGAAGACUGAGUCUGUCCAGAGUGAGAGGAAACCCAUCGACAUUGUGCCCAGAGAGAGGCAUGCCAACUGUGCUGCCUCCACCCAAAAGAUCUACAUUCGUAAGGACCUAAACAGUCCACUCAUCGCCACACCUACAUUUAUCUCCGAUACAGAGACAGAUGGAUCCAGGUCCAGCUUGCUGGACCAGGGGAUGCUGGUUAACAUCCAGCAGCCAGUGAUCCAGAGUGAUGGAACUUUGGUGCUGGCAACUGAUUCAAAGAUGGAUUGUGGGCAGGGAGACUUGGGGACGCUAGCCAACGUUGUGACAUCACUGGCCAACCUAAGUGACUCACUAAAAGAAAACCUAAACAAUGGUGAUACCUCAGACAGCCAACAUGAAGGGCAGUCUGCCAGCGAGAUAACACGUGCCUUUGACACCCUGGCCAAAGUCUUCAACCCACCUGAAGUUGGGGUCGAAGACAAUCUGGCUGAUAAGUCACAUUGUGUCAGUGGAACAACGAUCCAGCUGAUUGGUCGAGACCAGGAGACCCCUAUUAUAGAGGUGGAAGGACCACUGCUCACAGACAGCCAUGUCAGCUUUAAGCUGACCAUGCCCAGCCCCAUGCCCGAGUAUCUGAAUGUACACUACAUCUGUGAAUCUGCAUCUAGACUUCUCUUCCUCUCCAUGCACUGGGCACGCUCAAUCCCAGCCUUCUCAGCUCUCGGUCAGGAGGCAAACACCAGUUUGGUGCGAGCCUGUUGGAACGAGCUGUUCACUCUGGGUCUUGCUCAGUGCGCUCAUGUGAUGAACCUGUCGACCAUCCUUGCAGCCAUCAUCAACCACCUUCAAAGCAGCAUCCAGGAUGACAAACUGUCAGGGGAAAGGGUAAAACAGGUGAUGGAGCAUAUCUGGAAGUUCCAGGAGUUCUGUAACAGCAUGACAAGGCUGGAGACCGACAGCUAUGAAUACGCCUACCUGAAGGCUAUAGUGUUGUUCAGCCCAGAUCACCCAGGUGUGGACAGCAGUGGGCAGAUUGAGAAGUUCCAGGAGAAAGCUCUGAUGGAGCUACAGGACUAUGUGCAGAAAACAUAUCCAGAUGACACCUACAGGCUGACACGUAUUCUGACUCGUCUGCCUGCACUGCGCCUCAUGAACUCAAGCAUCACAGAGGAGCUCUUCUUCACUGGCUUAAUAGGAAAUGUUUCUAUUGACAGCAUAAUUCCUUACAUCCUCAAGAUGGAGACGGCUGAGUAUAACAGCCAGGACUCUGACUCUACAGAAUGACACGCCAUCACUCCAAGCACCCUAACUCUCAGAGUUUGAAGUAUUUAGUGAGUCUCCUCUUCAGGUACACACUUUCUCUUGUAAGGAUUGUAUUUUUGAACUGCAGUACUAAAUCCUGCAGCAAGCCCUUGCGUUCAAGGAUGCAUAGUGCAAAGUCAUUCAGGUAGAUUGAGAUGGAAUGGCACUGGACAGUCUGGAUGGCUGGGGAUGUUUCCUGAAGCUGAUGCAGUCAGUCCUGUUGAACUAAGUAACAGAAUCUUCUGCAUCUAUAGCUGUGCUCUUUAAUGUCUUUAUAGCACUUGACCUUACCCUUUCAAAUUGCGUUACAUUUGUCUAGGUUUGCAUAACUUACAGAAAGUCCAGAAUCUAAAAGUAACAUUAAAAGAAAUCCUGCAUGUGAAAAAGAUCUUUAAAAACCUCUUUAGAGUGGAGGACAUCUGAUUUCUUUAAAGCUGGGAAGUUUUUUUGAACAUCAGUGCAGUAAAAUUGGCAUGUUUCUGAUACAGGCCAUUAAAAAGAAUUGAGUUUUCAAUAUGUAUGGAAAAGAGCUUUUCUUGUUAAUUUUGACACAACUGAAAUUAAAAUGGAGUUGUUCAAUUAGUUAAAUCUGAAUUAUAGUUAGAGAAACUCAGUCAGGUAUAUAAAGGUACAAACUCUCAGUUAUGUUCUCCAUUAGUAAGUAUUCAUAGCAUGUCAUAGUAUUGAUCAACCUCAUAGCGCAUAAUCAGCUCAGUGCACCACCUCUCUUUUAGUUUUGCUUUUACAAUAACAAAAGUUUCAUAAGUCAAGUUAGCCAUUUAAAUUGAGGAGAGUAUGUUGUUUCUUAUACUGAACGAUAGGGCUGCCACGAUUAGUCGACUAGUCACGAUUACGUUGACUAUCAAAAUUGUCGACG
Neolamprologus brichardi is the source of this 3052-nucleotide messenger RNA. The record is from RefSeq and is a predicted model, not a curated record. NCBI's taxonomy places the organism in Eukaryota, Metazoa, Chordata, Actinopteri, Cichliformes, Cichlidae.